GCACUUUUUUCAAACCAGCAAGUCGAUAGCGUGGGUGCUCCCUGAAGAGAGAAGAUGAAGCGGAAGCAAGCGACCGCCAUGGCAACAACUAGCAGCGAGGAAGAAACCUCACCCUCGAAGAAGAAAGUCAAAGCGUCAGGGACAAAUGCACGUGAGAGAAAUGCACAUUCGCAGGAGGUAGAUGAAGCGAUCGACGUCCAGGGAUUUUUGCUGCAGGAAUGUCAGGCAUCUUCCAAGAAAUUGGUAGAACAAGCAAAAUUGCGAGCAGCAGAGCUACGGCAAGAGAUGGAGGAGGGCAAGAAAGUGCUGCUGGAUGCACUCGAAGCGGAGAAGGAGAAUCUCGGCAAAGAUGGGAAUGCCAUUCCGCGAGCAUUUACAAUUUUUGUGCGGGCUGUUAGUGGGCCGUACCGAGGACGAAAGUUUUCUAUGGACAUUGACGUGAAACGACAGUCGUCUUGCUUUAUUGGACGUUCUACUGGACGAAAAUUCCGUCCACCACGAGGCCUGAGUAUGCCGAAAGACUCUGAGCUGUCGACCUCACACGGAGAGGUCAAAUUGGAGACGACAGGAAAAGUUUUCUUUAUCGACUCGGAAAGUACUAACGGCACCCGUAUCGACGAUGUGGAAUUGGAGCCGAAAAAGCCAUACGAGCUCACAAUUAGCAAACCCAUAAAAGUGGAGGUCGGUGCUGGCGAGUACGAGUUCAUAUUCGAGCAGAAGGCAUAGAUCAAGAUGCCAUCGCGUGGCAUUUCUCGUCGACUCAGGAGAACCGCAGAAAGUAGCACCGAGUUACUCAGUUAUUAGCGGCUGC
Molecule: messenger RNA, 811 nt
Organism: Phytophthora nicotianae INRA-310
Lineage: Eukaryota; Oomycota; Peronosporomycetes; Peronosporales; Peronosporaceae
Exons: 6
Coding region: 55-726 (223 amino acids)
Molecular function (GO): protein binding
Source: RefSeq, a predicted model, not a curated record